Camellia sinensis is the source of this 1122-nucleotide messenger RNA. The record is from RefSeq and is a predicted model, not a curated record. Lineage: Eukaryota; Viridiplantae; Streptophyta; Magnoliopsida; Ericales; Theaceae.
UCAGUAUAUAAUCUCACAAGCCAAACACACUCUCUUACAUACACAAGACUGUUUAUUUGCUUCAAUUCCAGUAACCCAAUACCACAAAUUCCAAAUGGCAUCAUGGGUUGUAGCCAAAAUUGCCUUCCAUCCUCCGGCGCCGCCGCGGUACGACAUAAUUUCCGAUGGGCGAACUUUAAAACUGAGAGUUUAUGAUGUUCCUGAGGAGAGAGGUGAAGUGUUGAGGCUGCGGACCAAGACUGGCAACUAUAUUGUCUGUGUGUAUGUGAGGGGCCGCCAAUUGGCGACGUCUCCGGCAGCGGCGGCGGCGGCGUUGACGGUGCUGUACUCUCACGGGAAUGCUACUGAUAUAGGAGAGAUGUUCUCUUUCAUCACUGAUCUCAGUGAUCAACUUGGCGUUAAUGUCAUGGCGUAUGAUUAUUCUGGAUACGGCCAGUCCACUGGAGAGGCAAGUGAGGAGGAAACAUAUGCAGACAUAGAGGCGGCUUACAAAUGCUUGAGAGAAACCUACGGAGUGAAAGAAGAGAACAUAGUAUUGUACGGACAAUCACUUGGAAGUGGACCAACGGUGGAUUUGGCUAUUCGGGUCCCAAGAUUAAGGGCUGUGAUUCUCCACAGUGGACUCCUCUCUGGCGUUCGUGCCUUCUUUGGUUCCCUCUACUUCCUUAACCGAUCACUCUACUUCGACAUUUAUCAGAAUGUGGAUAAAAUUCCUUUUGUGAAUUGCCGAGUUCUUGUCAUUCAUGGAACAAGUGAUGAAGUUGUGAGUUUCUUCCAUGGUGAAGAGCUUUAUAGACUCUGCAAAUUUAAGUAUGAACCUUUAUGGGUCAAAGGAGGAAAGCACAAUGACCUAGUCGUCAACUUUUCACAUUUAUUUUGGACCCAUCUCAAGAAAUUCAUAUCAGCCAUUAAGAGUUAGAAUCAUUGUCAGACCUAUAAAUUACUUCUUAUGUUAUGGCAGUGUGAUAGACUCUAUGACAUUUAUGCACUAUAUAUGCUGUAAUGAAUAAUCUGUAGUACAAGGCAAUAAUAUAAUGGAAAAUUAUUCAAAAAUUCCAUUUGGAAUAACGUUACUCUAUUUAGUUUUGGAAGUUUUUUUUCAAAUCAAUUAGUCUUUUUAUU